Molecule: messenger RNA, 3483 nt
Organism: Rhinichthys klamathensis goyatoka
Lineage: Eukaryota; Metazoa; Chordata; Actinopteri; Cypriniformes; Leuciscidae
Gene: lrp8
Product: low density lipoprotein receptor-related protein 8, apolipoprotein e receptor
Exons: 19
Coding region: 90-3077 (995 amino acids)
Molecular function (GO): protein binding; calcium ion binding
Source: RefSeq, a predicted model, not a curated record
AAGCAGAGUGGAGCUUGUGGAGAGCCAGAGCGCAGACUGCACGGAGACAGGAGGUAGAGACUGUACAGCACGGCCUUUUUAUAUUCCGUAUGAGCACAGCGUCUUUAUUUGUAAAGAUGUGGACGGCUAUAGGGAAACUGCUGCUUUUACAUAUGAUACUCGUGGGGUUUCUGCUGGUGAAUGGAACUAAACCGGACUGUGAAAGCGGUCAGUUUCAGUGCAGGAACGGCAGAUGUAUCCCGACUCCAUGGAGAUGUGAUGAUGAUGAUGACUGCUCGGAUAACAGCGACGAAGAGAACUGCCCAAAAAAGACAUGUGCUACGACAGACUUUGCUUGUAAGAAUGGGCAGUGUGUCCCGGCUCGAUGGAGGUGUGAUGGAGAACCGGAGUGUCCAGAUGGUUCGGAUGAAGCAGACUCCACCUGCAGUGAGUACAGUCGGCAGACAUGUCCACCAGAGAAGUUUGACUGUGGUGGCUCAACAAGCAAGUGUGUGUCUUUGUCAUGGCGCUGUGAUGGUGAAAGGGACUGUGAAAAUGGAGCAGAUGAGGAGCAGUGUGCUGCAGACGCCAAGGCUUGCCCUUCUAAAGAGUUCCAGUGCCGUAACCGUCUGUGCGUGGCUCCCACGUUCGUAUGUGACGGAGAUGAUGACUGUGGCGACGGCAGCGAUGAGGAGAAGUGCACGGCGGCCACCGCCAGUACCUGCGGGCCGCACGAGUUCCGCUGUAACGACUCUGAGUGUAUCCCAGCGCCGUGGAGCUGCGACGGAGACCCCGACUGCAAAGACAAGUCGGACGAAUCUCUGGAGCGGUGCAGUCGUAGGACGGAGCCUCAAAAGCCCCAUUGCUCUGCAGGGGAGUUUCGGUGCAGGAGCGGAGAGUGCAUUCACCUUAACUGGAAAUGUGACGGGGAUGUAGACUGCAAGGACAAGUCUGAUGAGGCCAACUGUCCUGUGCUGACCUGCCGUCCUGAUGAGUUCCAGUGUGGCGACGGCUCCUGCAUUCACGGCACUAAACAGUGUAACAAAGUGCACGACUGUCCAGAUUUCAGCGACGAGGCUGGCUGCAUCAACAAAACCACCAAAUGUGAAGGUCCACUGAAGUUCAUGUGUAAGAGCGGGGAGUGUGUUGAAAGCAGCAAAGUGUGCGACAGUAUCAAGGACUGCAAGGACUGGUCUGAUGAGCCCGUGAAGGAGUGCGGUCUGAAUGAAUGUGCCAUUAGCAAUGGCGGCUGCUCUCACAUAUGUAAGGACCGUCAGAUCGGCUAUGAGUGUGAAUGCCCCUCGGGCUACAAGCUCCUGGACAAGAAGACUUGCGGAGACAUAGACGAAUGUGAGAACCCUGACGCCUGCAGUCAAAUAUGUAUCAACCUCAAAGGCGACUACAAAUGUGAAUGCUACGAGGGCUACGAGAUGGACCCAGUUACAAAGACGUGUAAAGCAGUGGGUAAGAGCCCAUGUCUUAUGUUCACUAACCGGCAUGAGAUCCGACGCAUAGACCUGGUGAAGAAGGACUAUACACAGGUAGUGCCGACCCUGAAGAACGCUGUGGCCCUAGAUGUGGACGUUACCACCAACAAGAUGUACUGGUGUGACCUCUACCAUCGCAAGAUCUUCAGUGCAUACAUCAACAAAGCCAGCGACACUUCCCAACAGAUCACACUCAUAGACACUGCGCUACAUUCCCCAGAGGGCUUAGCGAUGGAUUGGGUCCAUAAGAACAUCUACUGGACCGACUCUGGACACAAAACUAUCUCUGUCGCAACUGGCGAUGGCAAGAAGAGGAAGGUGUUGAUCGACACAGAUCUUGGCGAACCACGUGCCAUCGCUGUUGAUCCAAGACAAGGGUUCAUGUACUGGUCGGAUUGGGGAACGCAGGCAAAGAUUGAGAAAGCUGGAAUGAACGGGGUGGAUCGACAGGUUCUGGUUUCAGAGAGGAUCGAGUGGCCCAAUGGGAUUGCGCUCGAUCUAUCUAGUAGACGACUCUACUGGGUCGAUUCCAAGCUUCAUCUGAUAUCCAGUGUGGACCUGAAUGGAGACAACCGUAGAGUUUUGCUGUCCUCCAUGGAUCAUCUGGGACAUCCCUUCGCCCUGACUCUUUUUGAGGACCGGGUUUACUGGACAGACUUGGAGGAUGAGGCCAUCUACAGUGUGAAUCGACUGACAGGGCAUGAUGUGGCAAUGCUGGCUCAGCAUCUCAACAACCCGCUGGAUGUGGUGGUGUUCCACGAGCUCCGGCAGCCUAAAGCUCCAGACACAUGCAACAUGGGAAGUUUGCCCAAUGGAGGCUGUGAGUACCUGUGCCUCAGAGCUCCUCAGAUCACAGACCACUCGCCCAAAUACACAUGUGCCUGCCCCGACAGCAUGGAACUGGGCCCAGACAUGCGCCGCUGUGUGACAGUCAAACCCAAAACAACAACUGCUGCAAGUACAACACCACCACCAGAACCUUCUACUACUGUGACCCCUACAACCACCGCUCCAACUACAAGCACCGGUGCACUUACAACCACCAGUACAAUCACUACAACUACACCUACAACGGCAGUAUCAAGUACAACCACCAGCAGCCCCAGCACAUCCACUCAUUCCAGAACACAUCGUUCCACCACCACACACUCCACGGCCACUUCAACAACUGUGACUACUCAGCCCAGCACUACAGCACCAUGGAAACAGCCAACCUCCACUCAGACGGCAGCAGAUCACAGGCAGACAUCUACAACCAUUGCCCAUGGCAACAGCAUACAAGGGGCCAAUGCCAAUCUCUCUCAUCGAGCUGGCAGUGGAAAUGAUCACUUCCUCCUUGGUAGCAAUAUAACUGUUGCGGUUCUGGGUAUUGUCAUUCCAAUAGUUCCUAUCCUUGCCACAGUGGUCAUCGGCCUGAUGUGUACCGGAGGUUACCUGGUGUGGCGCAACUGGAGGAGACGGAAUACCAAGAGCAUGAACUUCGAUAACCCCGUUUACCGCAAGACCACGGAGGACGACGAUGACGAAAUCCACAUCGGCCGCAGCGAGCAGAUCGGCCACGUCUACCCACCACGCGUGGCGCUCGGUCCUGACGAUGAUGGAUUCCCCUGAGGGCGAUUCUCGCUCUUGUUCUCUCCUUCUCCAUCCCUGAAUCCAUGCGUCCAUUAGUCCUCCAUCUCUCCUUCCAUCAAGGAGAUCGCACGAGACAACGCAGCAAGGCACAGAGAGCCAAAAGGACACACAAGCACUUGCUCUCCACAGCCGAGAGCUACAAACUGGGUUUGUCUCCUCUUAGUGUCUUUUUCAGCCCAUAAGCACUCAGUCGGGCAAUAAUCACUAGUUCUACAAUUAAACUACUAGCAUCAUUCCUGCUCUUUGUCAGUAGUAGUAGGCAGUGCUGUUUAAUGAUGACUAACCUCAUAGCUCAUCAUGUCAGUAGUCUCUAACUCUCUUUGGCUCUCCUGCUGCGCUCGUGCUGUAGAUUUUUUAAAAUUAGAAAUAGUUUUAUUACAGGUUA